GAUGAUGACUUCUUCGGAAAACGAAGUUGGAAUUCUAGGUGAAAAAGCUACGGAAGAUUCCGCGAUUUUAGAAGUAAGUACGAUGGCAGUUGGUGGUCUUAUCAAACAAGAAAGCUGCGACGCGGACUUCCUCUCGAAUUGCAGCACUUCUAUGGAAGGUUCUGUGAUAGCAUCCCCUUCUAUCGAUAGUUUUUCUACUUUACCCGAACAAGAGAUAUCAGACUUUCAAACAGACUCCAGGGAUCUACAGGUGAAAGUAGACAAUCCACAGAAGCAUCUUGAAACGCUUGAAACUUAUAUUACUUUUCGUAUAACAACAAAAUCUACCAGGCCAGAAUUUGAAGAGGGAGGAUUUGAAUACAUUGUCCGAAGGAGAUACAAUGAUUUUAUUUGGUUGAGACAGAAGUUAGUGGAUUCAUAUCCAACGCAUAUCAUACCACCAAUGCCUGGUAAACAUACCUUACUAGCUCAGCUAGAUCGAUACUCCAAGGAAUUUAUCAUAGCCCGUAUGAAACUGUUACAUGUAUUUCUUAAUAGAGUUGUUAACCAUCCUAUACUUAGCUGUGACAAAAAUUUGUACAUUUUUUUGACCACUAAACCUGCUGAGUUCCUUAUACAUCGUAAAAAUCGUGCAAAUGUGCUUGUCAAAAUGACUGAUUCCUUACAAAAUAUAGCAAGCACAUACACCAUGAAGCAGCAUCACUUUGAAUUUGAACAGAUUAGAGACUACUGUACAGCCCUUAGUGAGAAAUUAGCAACUAUAGACAAAAUAAAUCAUCGUAUACAUAAGGAGAGGCAAGACUAUUUGCUUGAGCUGCAUCUACUGCACCCGAUAUUCACCUUAUGGGCAACUUCUGAGCCAGAACUUGCCCCUAUUUUAUUAGCAAUCGCCAAAGCUAUAGAAUUUAAUGCAGUGGCUCACCAAAAGCUUCUAGAAAAUGUUCCGCAUGAAGAGCGAGAGUACAUUUCGUAUAUAGAUGCAGUCAAGAGUGCUCUGUCUCGGCGUGAUUCGAUGCAAAUUGAAUACGAAAUGACUGUGGACGAUUUGACGAAGAAAAGAUUUGAAAAAGAUCAGUUAAUGGGGCUCACAAGUGGCACAGCCUUGACGCAAAAUUGGGGUGGAUCGUUGUGGAAGGCAGAGUCACGUGACGAAAAAUUGGAAAGACUGGGACUGGCAAUUCCGAGGUUAGCCAAACAAGCGGAAGUGUUGCAAGAUCGCGUGGAAUGCGCGAAUGAAAAUUUGCGUAGUGAUUUACAAAGAUGGAACAUGGAGAAACAGAUGGAUCUGAAGAAUAUGCUAGUCACUAUGGCCGAUCGACAGAUUCGGCAUUACCAGCAAUGUAUGAACGCGUGGGAGGAAAUUCUCACCGGUUUAAAGUUAGACGGAAUUGGAUCUGAUGUUAGUGUAGGACCGCCGAUUAAAAUACCAGUUUGAACAACAACAAACCCUAUUUUCACAUUUGGACACAUGUACACACCGUAAACACUUCAUGAAUUUAUGAAGGUAAAAUACGUAAACCACAAUGCAUCUGCCAUUAAU
Messenger RNA from Dufourea novaeangliae, 1540 nucleotides. Its product is annotated as sorting nexin-30-like. The transcript has 7 exons. The coding region runs from base 2 to 1435 and encodes 477 amino acids. NCBI's taxonomy places the organism in Eukaryota, Metazoa, Arthropoda, Insecta, Hymenoptera, Halictidae. Gene Ontology annotation, molecular function: phosphatidylinositol binding. The record is from RefSeq and is a predicted model, not a curated record.